This is a messenger RNA of Pelmatolapia mariae (spotted tilapia), 2845 nucleotides long. It is a transcript of the gene pi4k2b, whose product is annotated as phosphatidylinositol 4-kinase type 2 beta. The record is from RefSeq and is a predicted model, not a curated record. NCBI's taxonomy places the organism in Eukaryota, Metazoa, Chordata, Actinopteri, Cichliformes, Cichlidae. Gene Ontology annotation, molecular function: 1-phosphatidylinositol 4-kinase activity. The coding region runs from base 156 to 1688 and encodes 510 amino acids. Gene Ontology annotation, biological process: phosphatidylinositol phosphate biosynthetic process; Golgi organization; endosome organization. The transcript has 11 exons. Gene Ontology annotation, cellular component: endosome; lysosomal membrane; plasma membrane.
GUCUCCACGGAUUAUGUGGACAUAUCGUUGAGCGAAAGCAGUAGCUGAUUGAUUUGGAUACAUGCCGUGUUCUUACAAUGAAAAGCUGACAGCUCGAAACGAAGUUGAGUUAAUACGAUAUAUAUUUAACUGUAUGUAUUAGGGCCUGAGUCAGAAUGAUGUCAGAAUGCGACCUGACAGAGACAGAGACCGGCGAGCCAGUGCUGGACACGGGGGAAACAGCGGUGCCAGUGCUGGAGUCUAACUUUCACUCCAUAGACCCUCCAAAGGUGUUAUUUGACAGGAACCGGAUAGGUCUGACAACUGGGGCGAACCCCGGUGGCGCCAUACGUAUUUCGGACUCUUGUGAAAGCGUGUUGACCGAACUAGAGACAGAGGGCUCCGGCGAAGAGGCGCUGCUGUUACCGUGCUUAGCAGGAAGCUCGUCGUCUCCGAGAGGUGUAAAAGAAAAGCGGAGCAGGCGGUACAGGCACAGCUCGUCUUCGGAUAAAGAUGCAUUAGCCUCCCCGGGUACCAACAGUGGAGAUUUCAACCAUUUCCCUGAUGACCCCGAGUUUGCAGAUAUUAUCCAAAGGGCAGAGCAAGCCAUUGAGAGUGGCGUCUUUCCAGAGAGGAUUUCCCAGGGCUCAAGUGGGAGUUACUUUGUCAAAGACCCAAAAGGGAAAAUCAUUGGUGUUUUUAAACCAAAGUCAGAGGAACCUUAUGGUCAUCUGAAUCCAAAAUGGACCAAAUACUUUCACAAGCUUUGCUGUCCAUGUUGUUUUGGCCGAGGGUGCUUGUUACCUAACCAGGGUUAUCUGUCAGAGGCUGCUGCUUCACUGGUUGACACCAAACUCGGUCUUGGUGUGGUGCCAAAAACCAAGGUGGUGUAUUUGGCCAGUGAGACAUUCCACUACAACGCCAUAGACAGAGCAAAGUCCAGGGGGAAGAAGUACGCCCUAGAGAAAGUCCCCAAAGUGGGGCGACGCUUCCACAGAGUGGGCCUCCCACCCAAGGUGGGCUCAUUUCAGCUGUUUGUGGAGGGUUAUCGUGAAGCCGACUACUGGCUGCGACGCUUUGAGGCAGAACCACUGCCAGAGAAUAUCAGGAAGCAGCUGCAGUCGCAGUUUGAGCGGCUGGUGGUGCUAGACUAUGUUAUCAGAAACACAGAUCGAGGGAAUGACAACUGGUUGAUCAAGUACGAGACACCAGGAGAAGGAGAGGGAGAAGAACAAAAGGAUGCAGAAUGGACAGAGAACAUUCAGGACUCCUGCAUCAAGAUCGCAGCAAUUGACAACGGCCUGGCCUUCCCCUUUAAACACCCGGAUGAAUGGAGAGCCUAUCCAUUCCACUGGGCAUGGCUUCCUCAGGCCAAGGUACCCUUCUCCCAGGAGACCAGAGACCUUGUGCUGUCCCGCCUCUCUGACAUGAACUUUGUUCAGGAUCUCUGUGAGGACCUCUAUGAGAUGUUCAAGACAGAUAAAGGCUUUGACAAAGCCAUGUUUGAGAGACAGAUGUCCGUCAUGAGAGGACAGGUGUUGAACCUGACCCAGGCGUUGAAGGACGGGAAGAGCCCCCUCCAACUGGUGCAGAUGCCUCGGGUGGUAGUGGAGCGCAGCCGCUCAGGUGGCCAAGGUCGUGUGGUCACUUUGGGGAAUGCGUUUACACAAACCUUCCACUGCAAGCGGCCAUUCUUUUCCUCCUGGUAGUCGGAGAAGGAUGACGAGGGGAGCAGAGGAGAAGCGUCUGCUUUUUGUCCACACAUCGCUCCUGAAGUAAAGAAAGUGAGAGAAACUUAAACUGGAAACUGUUCAUAUUUGUCCUCGGCAGGAAGGAAAUGAAGAAGGAUACGGUAAUGAUGGAAAAUAAGAUGAGAAAUAUUUUGUGAGGAAAUUGACUUGAGGCCAAUUCCUCAUUUGAGGAGAGUGCAGGGAACCGUGGGAGCUGGAGAGAUUAGCAUACCACCGUCUCCUAGAGAGACCUUAGGGCUGUUUGUGGUUACUAUGGCAACUUGAUUAGAUAAUCAGCUUUUUCACAGAGGUGGGCUUUGUUUAUUGUUAGGAAGCUGAAAGUUGUUUUUUUUUUUGUUUUGUUUUUCAAACCAAGCUACCUACUGAAGGUCUCUCAAUAAUGUAGUGCGUUGAUGGCCAAAGAGCAAGCACCUAAAUACCACAAACUAACAGCACAGUGGUCCUGGUAGUGUUUGGGAAUCUUAAAGAAGUUUCUCUUGGUCGACAUUGUUCCUCAUCUGGGAUAAAGUACAAAACAUUUGCUUUGCCUUAUAGGAUUACUUAGUGAAAUAUAGAUGUGCACUUACACUGCUGGAAGUGUUUGACCAGUUCCACCCAGCUGGGCCAAAACACACUUAACCCAGCUUCAAAACCACGUGUUAAACAACGACAGUGUCUUCAAUUCUCAGUGCUGCCAAAAUCUUUGUUGAAGGAAUAUUGAAGAGCUUCAAGACAAGAAAAUUGUUGAAACUUGAAUUUGGAGGAAGUGGAGGACUGCAAAUAAACACUUUGCUUGAAUGUAAUCUGUUUACCGUUUAUACACAGAAUUUUGCUCCUAAACAUUUCAGUACAAGAGAAUUCUGUAAGAAAUAGACUUCUCAUUACUAUGAAUGUAUUUGUUGUUUGACUUGUAUUUAAUUGCUGGUAAGCAGCUUUCUCUUGAAUCUUGUGGCAUGGGGGGGUCGCAACUCUCCUUGCUUUUUAUAUUGUACUCUGUGAAGAGGAAAAACUAAAUUGAGGAGACUUGCUUGAUGCCAUUCUGUUUUCUUAUGUAUGCAUCUUGAAGUUUUUAUUCCAACUCAGUGACUAUAUGGGAUAAGUUGUAUAUUUAACAGAUUAAAAAAACAAUAAAAUUU